GUUCCCGGAUACGAAGCAAACAUCCUGCAGGACAGAAGAACAGGUUCAUGUCCAGGUCCAGACUUUGCUUCCUUGUUUGGCCGCUAGGUGCCGCUGGAGGAGCGGCGGCCAGCUGUGCAGCUCCAGCGGGGGGAGGACCGCAGUUAGACCGAAACUCCGAGGCACCAGAGAGCCGAGCAGCUCCGAGGAGUCCAGACGUUUCUGCCCGCUUCUUCGUUGGUUUUAUUUCCAGCUUUCAGCGCGCGCUUGAAAGCAGCAGCCGUCCUCGCGCUCCUCGUGAUGAGGCCGGAGGAGCGUCUGAAGUGACCGCCAGGUGUUCGCGCCUCACCGGUGGAGGACUUCCGGCCCGGACCGGUGGACCAGAACCGGACUUAGCACGAAGCUGGCCGUCCAAAAUGGAGGCGGAAAACCCGGAUGGGGCGGGAAGCAGAACCAACAGCUUCCAGAGGAAGAAACCGCCGUGGCUGAAGCUGGACAUCCCGACCAUCCAGCUGACGCCGGACGAGCCGCCGCAGGCCGCCGCGCCGCAUGUUGGGCCACAUGUUGCUGCAGUCAGACGCAGCAACGAGGCGCAAGACAAAACUGAAUUCCAGCCAGUGAAGCGAGUGCGGAGUGUGAGCAUGCCCGGGGAAAAUCCACACACACACUCUGCUGCCAUGGAAACGUCCAACGUCUACCUCAAACCUCCAGUGGAGAAAAUGGCCGUCAUGCAGUCCAUCAAGAGUGAGAAGCGGGUUCACUUCGACCGCCUGAACACCGUCCCUCCAAAGGGCCAGCGCCGCGCCAGGACGGCGUCGACCGGCCGCCGGCGCUCCUGCGUUCCUAAAAUUCUGGCCCGGCGCCGCUCGUCUAUCCCCAAACAGAUCAUCAGGGGGACGGCUGAUUGGUUCGGCGUGAGUAAGGACGGCGACGGCGGCCAGCGCUGGAGGAGGCGGAGCCUGCAGCACUGCAGCCAGCUGUUCGGGGGCCUGAAGGCCCAGGUGACGCUGCUCAGCCUGGACAGCCUGUCCCUGUCCAGCACCGACCCCCACCCUGACCCCACCCCCAAACCCCGCCCGCCCCCACGCCGCCACCGCUACGGGAUGCAGCGGGUCGUGGACCCCCUGGCUCGCGGUCGGGCCUUCCGGAUGGGGGAUGACCUGGACGGACCUGGCGCCCCUCAGACGCCGCUCACCCCAGGCUCCGCCUCCCUCUGCUCCUUCUCCAGCUCACGCUCCGCCCUCAACAGGUUGCCACGGCGACGCAAGCGGGAGUCCGUGGCCGUCAUGAGCAUCAAGGCUGCCGCGGCGCUGAUGAAGGGUCGGACGGCGGCUGAGGGCGGCGCUGGGAGGCGAAGGCGGAGCUUCAUGCCUCCCAGUUUCUAUGACGACGACACGACGGAUUUCCCGGACGAGUUGGACACUUCGUUCUUCAGCAGAGAAGAGACGUCCAGCUACGCCGACGACGUGUUUGAGACGCCGUCAGAGACCGACCUGCAGCCCGGCGCCGAGAGAGGAAACGCUCUGACAGGAAGUGCUCUGGACCGGACCAAGCUGGAGCGGACUCACCUGAUGUUGCCGCUGGAGCGAGGCUGGCGGAAAGCCAAGGACGGCGCGCCGCCGCAGCGGGAGGCGGCGAGCAGGCCGCAGCGGCGCGGGCGCAGGAUCUCGGCGCCGGUCCAGAAGCUGUUCGCCCGGGACAAGAGGCCGUAUGGACUGGGCAUGGUGGGCCGGCUCACCAACCGGACCUACCGCCAGCGCCUGGACAGCUUCGUCCAGAAACAGAUCCAAGACAUGGACGACCACAGGCCUUUCUUCAGCUACUGGAUCACCUUCGUCCACCUGCUGGUCACCGUCCUGUCCGUCUCCAUCUACGGCAUCGCGCCGAUCGGGUUCACGCAACACGAGACCGUCGACUCUGUGCUGAGAAAUAAGGGAGUUUAUGAAAACGUGAAGUUUGUGCAGCAGCAGAACUUCUGGGUCGGUCCGAGCUCGGAGGCGCUGAUCCACCUGGGGGCAAAGUUUUCUCCUUGCAUGCGUCAAGAUGAAGAGAUCCAGCAGCUGAUUGAGGAGACGAAGGCGAGAGAACGACAAUCCGGCUGCUGCGUUCGGAACGACCGCUCCGGCUGCCUGCAGACGCUGCAGGAGGAAUGUUCGAGCACCCUGGCAGUUUGGGUGAAGUGGCCUCAACACGCCAGCGCUCCAUAUUUAGAGGGGAAACCACGGCAACACGGCUCAGUCUGCCACCAGGACCCCAGAAUCUGCCAAGAACCCGCUUCAGUUUCACCGCAUGAGUGGAGCGACGACAUCACACAGUGGCCGAUCUGCACUAAGCUGGACUCUGGGAACCACACCAACCUGCCUCACAUCGACUGCAGCAUCACGGGUCGGCCCUGCUGCAUCGGCACCAAGGGACGAUGUGAAAUCACGUCCAGAGAAUACUGCGACUUCAUGCACGGAUACUUCCAUGAGGAAGCUACGCUCUGCUCACAGGUGGCCUGUAUGGACGAUGUCUGCGGCCUGCUGCCGUUCCUCAACCCACAGAUCCCAGAUCAGUUCUCCCGCCUCUGGCUGUCUCUCUUCCUGCAUGCCGGCGUCCUGCACUGCCUGGUCUCGGUGUUUUUCCAGAUGUCGGUUCUCAGGGAUUUGGAGAAGUUGGCCGGCUGGCUCCGGAUCUCCAUCAUCUACCUGCUGAGCGGCGUCACAGGAAACCUGGCGUCCGCCAUCUUCCUGCCCUACAGAGCCGAGGUGGGUCCCGCCGGCAGCCAGUUCGGCAUCCUGGCCUGCCUCUUCGUGGAGCUUUUCCAGAGCUGGCAGAUCCUGGAGCGGCCGUGGCGAGCGUUCACCAAGCUCGCCGCCAUCUCCGUCUUCUUCUUCUCCUUCGGUCUGCUGCCGUGGAUCGACAACUUCGCCCAUGUCUGCGGCUUCCUGUCGGGCUUCUUCCUGUCCUUCGCCUUCCUGCCGUACAUCAGCUUCGGCCGCUCCGACUCGUACAGGAAGCGGCUCCAGAUCUGCGGCUUCCUGCUGGUCUUCCUGGGUCUGUUUGCCGCGCUGGCCGUCCUCUUCUACAUUUACCCGCUCAAAUGCGACUGGUGCGAGUUCCUCACCUGCGUCCCGGUCACAGACAAGUUCUGUGAGAAGUACGACCUGAAUGCACACCUGCUCUGAGCGUCAGAACCGGGUUUGGGUGUCAGAACCGGCUCUGGGCGUCAGAACCGGCUCUGGGCGUCAGAACCGGGUCUGAUAACUGCUUCCUGGUGGCGCCGCAGGAACCUUCUGGAACAAAUGCAUCACUUCUGGAUCAGGAAGGACCAGAGGUUGGCGGAUCAGAACCGCUGCAGGGAGAAAGAAAAUUUGCGCCAAAAACACUUUAAAAAUUUGAGAUCAAUCUCAGAAAUUUUUGGGAGGAAAAUGUGAAAUUUCUGAGAAUUUUCCCUGUUUUUUCUGGAACAUUUCUGUGAUUAAUCUCAAAGUUUCAGUUUUUUUCUAGCAAAUUUUCAACAUUGCAAAAUCGGAAAUUUCCAACUUUCUAAUCUGAAAAUGUGAGUGUUUUGUUGACACUUUGAAUUUUCAAACUCAAAUUUCCACGUUUUCUAGAAAAACGUGGGUUCACACCUGAACACAAGGAGCAAAGUUAACCUGUUUUUACUGUAAAGCUGACGUCACAGCGCCCCCCAGCGGCCAGACGGAACAUGACACGCGGUCGGAGUUGACCCGUUCUGAUGAAACGUGCCUUGGCUUCAUCCUCCACAGACUCACUUCCUGCCUGGAAAUCCUCUGAGUGGCUGAGUUAUGAUUCAGUUACAGCCUUUGAUACACUUUGUUUAUGUCUGGAACUUUGUUUAUGAAUGAAACGUUUUUAUAUCCGGUGGUAAAACUUCAUCCUGUGAAUGAAGCACUUAAAGCUGAAUUACUGUCAAAUCAGGGGUUUUUUUCCGUGUUUUAUUAAAUAUUGUAGCGUUUUAGCUACUUUUUUUUUUUUCUCCGAAGAGUUUUCGCGGCGCUAGCGGCUCGUAUUUUUUGUACAGUAGGCAGACAGGAAGGAGGGGGAGGAAGACAUGCGGUAAAGGUCGUCGGGACCGGGAGUCGAACCCGCGAUGUCCGCGUCGAGGACUAGGGCCUCCAAACGUGGGGCGUGCUAACCCGCUGCACCACCACAGCACGCCCCGCGUUUUAGCUACUUUUCAGCUGAGCUGGACUCGUCCUUUUCGUUUCUCACUAACAGCUGAACAUUUUGGUUCAACCAACAAACUAAAUGCAGGAUCACUGAUACUGAUACCGAUACACCAAUACAGUUUGUUAAGUUUGAUACACAUCAAACUUCUGACCAUCAGGUGUUUUUCUGGGUUUUUUAAAUUAUUUUUCUAUAGGAAAUAAUUUAAUACAUUAACAUGAUAAACUGAAACAAUAGAGAAACAAACUUGUGUGCAUUUUCUUUUAGUAAAACGUGCAAAAAAUAUUUGAGAACAAAUCAGAACUGAUUUGAUCCAAAAUACUGGAACUAUUAAUCGAUACUGGUGAGGUAAGAUCAAUGCUUCAGUUUUAGAUUUUUUGAUUUAUUGCUGUUUCUCAAUUCUAUCUGAUAUUGUCCAAAUUCUGCCUGAAGUUUGAACAAAAAUUAUUUAAAGAAAAAAAAAUCAUCUGAAGGUCAGAAGCCUGAUGAUUUUUUAGCUUUAUUAUAUUUAUUACCAAAGUAUUGAUAUCAACACUGGCCCUUUGUAUCGGAUCAAUACUAAAUAUUUAGCAUCACUAUUAAUAUUCAUGUCUCCAGUCCAACUUCAUCAGACAAACUAAAGGUUUUUCUCUGUCUGCAGAGUUAAAUUAAGCAAUAAUGACAUUGUUCCUUUUUUCAUUUCCUUAAACUUUCCAGAUUUUAUUAUUCUUUCAUGUAAAACAAAAUAAAUGUUUAUUCCUUCGAUGACCGCUAGAUGGCGCCAGUGGAGUAUUUCUGGGUAAAAACCUGCAACCUUUGGAUGAAGGUUCUGUUGAUUAAAUCAGGUUUUCUAAAGUCA
Messenger RNA from Xiphophorus maculatus (southern platyfish), 4990 nucleotides. It is a transcript of the gene rhbdf1b, whose product is annotated as inactive rhomboid protein 1-like. Gene Ontology annotation, molecular function: serine-type endopeptidase activity. Bases 48 to 3146 code for a protein of 1032 amino acids. The transcript is spliced from 21 exons. Gene Ontology annotation, cellular component: endoplasmic reticulum membrane. NCBI's taxonomy places the organism in Eukaryota, Metazoa, Chordata, Actinopteri, Cyprinodontiformes, Poeciliidae. The record is from RefSeq and is a predicted model, not a curated record. Gene Ontology annotation, biological process: regulation of epidermal growth factor receptor signaling pathway; regulation of protein secretion.